GUGCUGAAGGGGGUCCUGUGGACUGCCUUCCGACCAGUGGGGGGUUGUGAGGAGGAGGGCGAGCGAUGACGCGCGGCCCUCACGUGACCUGGAGCUGCAGAGCGACGCAGCCUUGGGUGCAGUCGUCACUCGAGUCUGGCCACCAGCUCCCCGCUGCCCUGCGCGCGGCGGGCUGGCAUUGGGCCCGGGGCGAGCUGAUCAGUUCGGUGUGGCACUGUUUGUGGUGAGGCGAGGGAAAAACGGAGACGGAGACAAGAGCACUGCCCAGGAUCUAUGGAGGGCUUUUCAUGUUUGAAGUAGGGCUUUUUACUCCUGGAAGCAAGGGAAGGAGGGGGAGACUGUUUUGGAACUAUGGAGGUUGGUCUGAAGAUCCUCCUGCAUGUCUGCUUCAGAGUCUGAGAUCAUUGGAAGCAAGGAAGCAAAGAGGAAAUUAUCUGUGAUCAGUAUAACUGGUCUAAAGGUCUCCUGACUCUAUGUACCUUUAGGAUGUUUCACCAAGCAAAAGAAGGAUAGAAGAGGGAACUUCCUUCGUUUAUUCCAGGUCUACUUCCAGUGGCAGCUCUCCUGACCUUUAAGUGGUUAAACACCAUUGUCCAGUCACACCACCCUCUUUCCUAGCCCGAGUGAGCCCUCCUAUACAUUGUGUGCCUUCAGCAGGGGUGAUUACAUGGGCCGUGUUCAGGACGUGGGCUGGGCGACUGCAGGACUGGUAAUCUGGGCUGGUACCUGUUACUGCAUUUACAGAUUAACCAAGGGAAGAUCUCAGAGUGUGAGCAGAUUUGCCAGAAAUGGGUCCAGAAUCGAGACGGAGACUGUGGUUGGGGAAGAGAACCAGACCGUGGCCACAGGCGAAGUCAUGGCUGGAGCAGAGACUGAGACUAGAGCCAUGACUGAACCAGAACCUGGAGAAGGAGGUGAGCCUGUGGCUGAAGUAGACACCAAGGUCCCUUUUCUAGAUAGACCCAAUAUCCAUUCUCAGGCUGAGACAAUGCUUGGGGAAGAGAUAGAGACUCAUUCUGAGACCAGUUUAUUGGUGGAAACGAUGGUCAUGACAGAUGCAGUGACUUUCACUGAAGCCACAGCCCAAGCCAAGGAAGUAACCAUGAAAGAGGCAGUUACACAAACUGAUGUUGAGGCUGAGGAAGUAGGCAAGAAAGAGGCAGUGACUCAGACCAAAUCUAAAGCUUGGGCAAUGGCUGACAGGUCAGAGGUCAAGAAAGAAGCAAUGACCCAGACCAAAGCAGAAGCUCCUCCAUUGGCUGAAAAAGAGACAGAGAUUAACAGAGUAACAGUGACACAGAGUGAGGUCUUGGCAGUUACCAAGGAAGUAGUCAAGAUUGGAACCAUGAAUGAGACUGGAAUUAUGGCAGAAGCCACGAUAAGAGCACUGGAAGAGACUGUGUGUGUGACUAGGACUCAAUCUGAGACUAGGCUUGAUGUCACAGUUGAUAUUAAUGAAAAUCCCAGUGAUAUGCCCCUCAUAGUGGCUGGAGUGGACGUGAGAUCCUAUGCACAGUCUCAGGCUGUGACCAUAAUCCAAAGUGAUGAUGUGAUCGGUGAUGAGGUUGACGAUCAGGGGAAUCUCAAAAACACAUCUAAGGCAGGGUCUGCAGUAGACAGAGACACUUCUGCUCAGCCUCAUAUUGUUGCCAACAUUCUGGCUGAAGCCAUGCCAGGGGCAAAGGAUGAUGCUUGUGAUAACACAAAAGACAUUUGGGAAGCAGAGGCAGAUAUGAGAACUUGUAUAAUACAACCUGAGAUUGUGACCAUGAUACAGGCUGAGGCAAUGUCUGGUGCCACGACUGAUGAUGGGGAAGAUGCCAGUGAUGUAUCUAAGGCAAUGACUGGUGAUGACAUAACUGAUACUGAUCCUCAAGCGGUAACCAGUGACCAGACUGAAGCUAUGCCUGAUGCCAAUGUUAAUGGUAAAGGUAAUGCCAGUGCCAUGGCUAAAGCAGGGGACAAAGCAAACACAAACACCCAUUUGCAGACUGAUGCCUUGCCUGAUGCUGAGGAUAAAAACAGAAGUGAUACCAAUGACAUGGAUAAGGCAGAGGCUAGUGUAGACGUGGCUUUCUGUACCCAGCCAGAGCCUGUGGCCAAUGUCCAGGGUGAUGACUUGCCUGAUGGCAAAAUCAAGGCUAAGGACAAUGCCAAUACCAUAUCUAAGGAAGGAGCUCAGACUAUGGCCCAGAACCAGGGUGAAGCCUUACCUAAUACUAAAGGUAAGGCUAGAGGCAAAGCCAAAGGCAAGUGUAAGGCAGGAGCUGCGACAGAUGUGAAAACAUGUGCACAACCUCAAGGUGGAAUCAAAACCCAAGCUGAUGCCUCGUCUGAUUCCAAGGUUGAGAGCAAAAGUGACUCUAAUGCUGUUUCUAAAGCAGCGGCAAAGGCAGACCAGAAAGCCUGUGCUCAGCCACAGCCUGUGGUCAAUUGCCAGAAUGAGACCUCGCCUGCUACUAAGAAUAAGGUCAAGGGCAAUCCAAAUCCUAUGCCUAAAGCAGAGGCUGCAACAGCUACAGCAGGCUCUGCCCAGACCAAUGUUGUGACCAGUUCCCAGGGUGAGACCACACCUGGUACCAAGAAUAAGGUCAAGGGUAAUCGUAAUUCUGUGCCUAAAGCAGGGGCUGGGCCAGAUACUACGGGUUCUGCCCAGACCCAGACUGUAGCCAAUUCCCACAGUGAGGCUUUACCUGGUGCCAAGAAUAAGGUUAAGAGCAAUCCCAAUGUUGUGCCUAAGGCAGAGGCUGGGGUGGGUGCCUGUACCCAGUCUGUGGCCAUUUCCCAGGGUACUUCCUUGACUGGUACCAAGGCUAAGGUCAAGGGCAAUUCUAGUGCUGUGUCUAAACCAGAUGCUGGGGCAGGUACAACGGGCUCUGCCAAGGCUGUGGCUAAUUCCCAGGGCGAAUUACCUGGUUCCAAGAGUAAGGUUAAGGGUAAUUCCAAUGCGGUGCCUAAGGCAGAUGCUGGGACAACUUCAACAGACACUGUUCAGCCCCAGGCUGAGGCCUUGCUUGGUGCCAGAAAUAAGGUCAAGGGCAAUUCCAGUUCUAUGCCUAAAGCAGAGUCUGGGGCAAGUACGAUACUGGCUUUGGCUUCUUCCCAGGCUGAGGCCUUGCUUGGUGCCAGAAAUAAGGUCAGGGGCAAUUCCAACACUGUGCCUAAAGCAGAGGCUGGGUCAGGUGCAAGGGGCUCUGCCCAGACCCAGGCUGUGGUCAGUUCCCAGAAUGAGACUUUGCUUGGUGCCAGGAAUAAGAUUAGGGCCAAUGCUAGUACUAAAUCAGGUGCCAAAACAGGUACAAGGAGCUCUGUUCAGCCCCAGGCUGUGGUCAGUUCCCAGAAUGAAGCUUUGCUUGGGGCAAGGGAUAUGGGUCUGUCCAGCUCACAGGUAGAAGCCACUGUAGACAAUAGGAUGUAUGCAAGGCCGGUGGCAGGUGCUGUGCCCACUUCGGAAAUUGUGAGUGGGGUAGGUGCUCAGCCUAACAUGCACGAUUAUUACUGGAAUGGGAUUGGUGUUGAGGACUGGAUUGCUGCUGAGCGGUGGAUCAAAUUUAGGUUUCAGACCAUAGAUGGAGACUGGGAGAACAGUGUAUCCUGGGCUGAGGAUGAGAAUGGAGCCAGUGUUGGGCCCUGGAGUGGGGCCAAUGAUAAGACUGGCAUUGUUAGUUCCUGGGCUGUGGCUUGUGAUGAAUCUAGCAUUAAGUCCUGGACUGGGGCUAGGACUGAGAAUGAGGUGGCUCUUGGAUCCUGGGUAGGUGCUGGUGACCAGGCCAGUGGAGCACUCUGGGCAGGAGCUCAGGCUACUGAGGGGACCUGGGUUGGGGACAAGGCCAGUGGAGCUUCCUGGACUGGAGCUGAAAACCAGAUCAGUGCAGGUUCUUGGGUUGUCUCUGGAAACCAGGCCAUUGCAGGGCCCUGGGCUGUGAGUCAAGUCAGUGAUGGGUCGUGGCCUGCAGUCCAGGCCAGUGGAGUGUCCUGGGUUGUGGACCAGGCUACUGGGACCUGGACUGUGGCUGAUAACCAGGCUGGUGCAGUGUCUUGGGCUGGAGCUGGCAACAUUGUUAGUAUUGGAUACUGGACUGGGGCUGUGGACCAGACCAAUGCAGUUGCCUGGACAGGAACUGGUGAUCAGGCUGUUGGUGAAGCCAAGCCAAGGUUUGAAGAUCAGGCCAGUGAAAAAGGGACCUGGGCUGGAGCUGCUGUCCAGACCAGUGGAGAGUCCAGCGGAAGGGCUUGGCCUGAGACUGCAGACCAAGCCAGUGCAGCAUCCAGGCUUGGGACUGUAGAUCCAUCUGGUGGUGCAUCCUGGCCUGGCACUGGGGACCAGGCUGGUGGAGUAGCUACAUCAGGCUCUGCAGACCAGUCCAGCAGUGGGUCUUGGGCUGGCACUAGGAAUCUGGCUGGGGAAAGAUCCUGGACUGGGACAGGUGACCAGUCUGAUGGUGGAUCUAAACCUGGUUUUGAGAAUCAGACAGGUAAUGAAGGGUCUUGGACUGGCACUAUUAGCCAGGCUAGUGGAGGGUCCAAGUCGGUGCCUGAGGAUCAGUCUGCUGGAAGAUCCUGGACAGAUUCUGGAGACCAGCUCAGUGGAGGGUUCUUGGUUGGGCCUUUGGACCAGGCCAAUGGAGAGUCUCAGCCUGGUUCUGGAGAUCUGGUUGCUAGUGGAGUAGAUCAUUCCAGUGGAGGAGGAUGCUGGGCUGGUUCUGGGGACCAGUCUGGUGGAGAAUCUAGGAUGGGGUCCAGGGACCAGUCUAAUGCAGAGUCUUGGCCUGGCACUGGAGAUCAGACCAGUGGAUGGUACUGUACUUACACAUCGAGUCAGGCCAUUGGAGGAGCCUCUUGGGUUGGGGCCAGUGCUCAGGAUGUUGGAGGGUCGAAGCCAGUGCAGGUGAAUCAGUCUAGUAGUGGGUCCUGGCUUGGAACUGGAACUCAGGUCAGUGGUGUGUCCUGGACUGGUGAUCAGGUUGGUGGCUGUCCUAAACCUGGAUUUGAGGAUCAGGCCAUUGGAGGAGGAUUCUGGGCUGGUGCUGGGGACCAGAGCACUGGAGGGUCCAGGCCAGCUGUGUCUGAGGAUCAGUCUAGUGGAGGAGUUUCUUGGGGUGGAGCUGGUGCUCAUGUCAUUGGAGGAUCUAGAACAUGUCCCACUGAUCAGUCCAGUGGUGGAUCCUGGGCUGGCAUUGGGAGUCAGGUCAGUGGAGGGUCCUGGGUUGGGACUGUGGAUCAGACUAGUGGUUGUUCUAAAUCUGGAUUUGAAGAUCAGGCAUGUGUGGGAGGCUCUUGGACUGGUACUGUGGAUCAGACUAGUGGAGAAUCCUGGCCUGGCUCUAGGGCUACUAAUGAAGCCAGUGGAGUAUCUAAGCUAGAUACUCAAGAGCAGACCAGUGGAAGAUUCCUUGUAAGUGCUGAGGUGGAGGCCAAUGAAGGAUUUUGGUUUGGGCCUGGGAGUGAGGCCUUUAUAGGGUCUUGGUGCUGGACAGAAGAGGCUACUAUUUUUCCUAUAGCUGAUAUGAAGGAUGAGGCCAGAGUUGAAUCCACCUCAGGCACUAGGGAAGAAACCAGUGUUAGUUCUGGAUUGGGGGAUGAAAAGAAGGCCAGAUCUGAGGAGACAGCCUUUGUAGGCACCUGUGUUGGAGGUGAGCCUGAGAGUGUGGCUGGAGCUGAGGCUGAAGUUGAGACAGAGGUUAAGGUUACAGCUGAAGCUGAGGCUGGAGCUGGGCCUGAGGCUGGAUCCGAGGCAAAGGUUGAGGCUGAGGUGGGUGCGGAGACUAGGGAAGAGGCUGGGGCAGCAGCUGCAGCUGAUUCUGAGACUGGAGCUGAGGCUGGUCCUAGAGUUGAGGCAGGGGCUGGGGCCGAAGCUGGAAUGGGGUUUUGGUCCUGGGAUGGAGAUGCAGCCACUAAAGGGUCCAGGCUUGGGGCUGGGGCUGAGGCUGAGGCUGAGGCUGAGGCUGGAGUUGUGGGAGGGGCUGAGGCUGAAGCUGAGACUGAGAAUAGCAUGGGAUUUUGGUUCUGGGAUGGAGAUGCAGCUACUAAAGGGUCUAAGCUUGGAGCUGAGGCUGGGGCUGAGGCUGGGAUUGGGACAGGAGCAGGGGCAGAGGCUGAAGCUGUGACUGAGACCAGCAUGGGAUUUUGGUUUUGGGAAGGAGACACAUCUGCUAAAGGGUCGAGGCUUGGGGCUGAGCCAGAGGCUGGAGCUGGAGCAGGGGCUGAGGCUGUGGCUGAACCUGUGGCUGAGACCAGCAUGGAAUUUUGGUCGUGGGAUGGAGAUGCAGCCACUAAAGGGUCUAGGAUUGGAGCUGAGGUUGAGGCUGGGGCUGGAGUUGUGGCUGAGGCUGGGGCUGAGACCAGAAUGGGGUUUUGGUUUUGGAAUGAAGACUCAACCAAUAAAGGGGCUGGGCUUGGGGCUGAGGCCGGGGCAGGAGUUGUUGCGGAGGGUGGGGCUGAAGCCAGGAUGGAGCUUUGGUCCUGGGAUGGAGAUGCAACCUCUAAAGGGUCUAGGCUUGGGGCUGAGGCUGAGACUAGCUUAGGGUCUUGGACUUUUUCUACAGAAGUAAAUGAUGAUGAUGAGGAGGAGCUAAGUAGAGAAUCCAGCCCUGGUAUUGAAGAGAUCAGUCUAAGAACCUUGUUUGGGGCUGAGAGUGAGGACAAUAAUGACCUCAGAUCUACAAAUGAAAAAGAAGCCAAUUCUGAAUCUGGGACUGGGGAUAAGGACAACACUAAAGAUAAGUUUGAUGCUGCUGAUGGAGUUGACAUCCGGUCUUGGUUCUGUAUUGGUAAUGAAAACAGAGGUGAGGAUGAGUCUACAUCUCAGGUGAAAGCCAAAAAGUCGAUUGAACCAAGAGGCAUAUAUCCAUCCAUGGUCCCUGGGGCAGGAAUGGGUGUAUGGGAUGGAACCAUAAUUUGUUCGGAGAGCAAGUUAUUACACCAAACCAGCUUUCCAGGUGAAGAUGGCUUCAGAAAGCAAUUCGGUACUGGAGAGAAGGUGCAUUGCUGCAACUGCCGCUGGAAACGUGACAUCAAUCUUGACCCUCAAGAUCUUGAAAAGCUCAUUUGCAUGAUUGAAAUGACUGAAGAUCCUUCUGUUCACGAAAUAGCCACGAAUGCUCUAUAUAACAGCGCUGAUUAUCCUUAUCCCCAGGAAAUUGAUAGGAAUGUAGGUGGGAUUUCAGUUAUCCAAAGCUUAUUGAGUAAUCCCUAUCCUACUGUCCGGCAGAAGGCUUUAAAUGCAUUGAAUAACAUCUCAGUUGCUGCUGAAAACCAUAGAAAGGUUAAGACAUAUUUAAGCCAAGUAUGUGAAGAUACUGUCACCUAUCCCUUAAAUUCAAAUGUACAAGUGGCUGGACUAAGAUUGAUAAGACACCUGACUAUUACUAGUGAGUAUCAGCAUAUGGUUACCAAUUAUAUUUCAGAAUUUCUCCGUUUGUUGGCUAUGGGAAGUGGAGAAACUAAAGACCAUGUUUUAGGAAUGCUUGUGAAUUUCUCUAAAAAUCCAUCCAUGACAAAAGACUUGCUCAUUGCCAAUGCACCAACAGCACUGAUUAACAUUUUCAGCAAGAAAGAGACAAAAGAGAAUAUCCUGAAUGCUCUUUUACUUUUUGAAAAUAUAAAUCAUCAUUUUAAAAAGAGAGCAAAAACAUAUCCCCAAGACAGGUUCAGUAAAAGUUCCCUUUAUUUCCUGUUUCAACGACCUAAAGCCUGUGCCAAGAAACUUAGAGCCUUAGCAGCAGAUUGUAGUGACCCAGAGGUGAAAGAAAGGGUUGAGGUAUUAAUAAAUAAGCUCUGAUUGGCUAUCUGUUCCCCCCAAAGCUUGAGUAUCAUUUUUGUUUUACACCUUUGACAUGAUGUACAUUGUAAAUUGUAUUAGAACUUUUAAACUAAUGUUGUCUAUGAGGGUCUAUAGCUGAACAAUUUUAUGAACACCAAAUGAAUUCAAACUUGUUCUGGUAAUACAUGUGUCAAUUUUUAUCUUGUCUGGAUUGAGAUAUUUUUAGUAUGCUUCAUGAGCAGAAACCAAACUGAUUCUUCAUAAGUAAGGUAAUCUUUGGUCCUUUGUGUGGACUUAUGUUUAUACAUUUGAGACUUUAUUUUUAUGUCAUCAAUAAAGUUGUGUGUUUUAAGAAGCAAAAAAAAAAAAAAAGAGAG
Messenger RNA from Phodopus roborovskii (desert hamster), 8139 nucleotides. RefSeq names its product armadillo repeat containing X-linked 4 (gene Armcx4). NCBI's taxonomy places the organism in Eukaryota, Metazoa, Chordata, Mammalia, Rodentia, Cricetidae. Bases 668 to 7780 code for a protein of 2370 amino acids. The transcript has 6 exons. The record is from RefSeq and is a predicted model, not a curated record.